AUGGCGACAUCGGAGCCGCAGAAAGCAACUGAAACUGAAGAUCAACCCACCGAGAGUUCAGCCAUUGCGACCUCAGAGCAGGACAUCAAGCACCCUUUGCAAAACAGGUGGGCUUUGUGGUAUUUUAAAAAUGACAAGAGCAAAAGUUGGACAGAAAACCUACGUCUGAUUUCAAAGUUUGACACAGUGGAAGAUUUUUGGGCGCUAUACAACCACAUACAGCAACCUAGCAAACUCGGAUUUGGCUGUGAUUAUUGCUUAUUUAAGGAUGGGAUCAAACCCAUGUGGGAGGACGACAGGAACAAGCUGGGUGGCCGGUGGCUCAUGACCCUCAACAAGCAACAAAGACACAACGAUCUGGACCGCUACUGGAUGGAGACGCUAUUAUGUUUAGUAGGAGAGUCGUUUGACGAGGCAAGUGAGGACGUGUGUGGCGCCGUGGUCAAUGUGCGGCCUAAGGGAGACAAGAUUUCCAUUUGGACCAGUAACUGCCAAAACAGAGACGCCAUCAUGACGAUAGGGCAGCAGUACAAGGAGCGGCUGAACAUCCCCAUUAAAGCCCUGCUCGGAUACCAAUCCCACGACGAUACCCAGUCUAGACUCACCCAGGCCCCAGACCACGUGUUGCAGAAGUGGGGCUCACAAAUGCACCAGCCUAAGAAUCUCCACUGUUAA
Messenger RNA from Knipowitschia caucasica, 675 nucleotides. The record is from the annotation of a GenBank genome assembly. Lineage: Eukaryota; Metazoa; Chordata; Actinopteri; Gobiiformes; Gobiidae.